GCGGACGGGUUGACGUGUUGCUGCAAUGGGUUACAGGCAUGCGUCUUAAUGGUACGUGUGCAACAAGAGACGCCAUCAUCGGUCACCAGGCUACACUGCAUAAAGGCGCAGGCGUUACUCCUGUAUCAGCUUAGGGAUAAACCAUCAUUUAUAGUCAUGUCUGGCAGAGGGAAAACCGGAGGCAAAGCCAGAGCCAAGGCCAAGUCUCGAUCCUCCCGAGCCGGGCUUCAGUUCCCGGUUGGUCGGGUCCACAGGCUGCUGCGCAAAGGGAAUUACGCGGAGCGCGUCGGCGCCGGAGCCCCGGUGUAUCUAGCGGCUGUGUUGGAGUAUCUGACCGCCGAGAUCCUGGAGCUGGCAGGCAAUGCAGCGAGGGACAACAAGAAGACCCGGAUCAUCCCCCGCCACUUACAACUGGCCGUGCGCAACGACGAGGAGCUCAACAAGCUGCUGGGUGGUGUGACUAUCGCUCAGGGGGGAGUGCUGCCCAACAUCCAGGCUGUCCUUCUCCCGAAGAAAACCGAGAAACCGGCCAAGAGCAAGUGAAAAAACAUUGCUGUGGAUCAACCGCUUUUAUAUCACUGUCCUCCCUUUUCUGUCUUUCUAAGACGAGGCAGUGCUUUGAUUUGUGCUGUCUUCUUCAUUAAACUGUCCCGUCGCUUCAUGGAAGCAGGAGGCUGGAGGUGCCUGUGGGACAUAUCUUUUUUUCUUUAAGCAACCCCGAACGGGGAUUUUGAUCAGCUUUAGUAUAAACCUAUUUAGGGUACGUCGUUUAUUUGUGGUGAUUUCAAUAAAGGGUGUUGGAACUGC
This is a messenger RNA of Girardinichthys multiradiatus, 807 nucleotides long. Its product is annotated as histone H2A. The coding region runs from base 49 to 543 and encodes 164 amino acids. Gene Ontology annotation, molecular function: DNA binding; protein heterodimerization activity; structural constituent of chromatin. The transcript has a single exon. NCBI's taxonomy places the organism in Eukaryota, Metazoa, Chordata, Actinopteri, Cyprinodontiformes, Goodeidae. Gene Ontology annotation, cellular component: nucleosome. The record is from RefSeq and is a predicted model, not a curated record.